Molecule: messenger RNA, 3106 nt
Organism: Centrocercus urophasianus (Greater sage-grouse)
Lineage: Eukaryota; Metazoa; Chordata; Aves; Galliformes; Phasianidae
Gene: SLC5A12
Product: solute carrier family 5 member 12
Exons: 15
Coding region: 262-2151 (629 amino acids)
Biological process (GO): sodium ion transport; transmembrane transport
Cellular component (GO): membrane
Molecular function (GO): lactate transmembrane transporter activity; symporter activity
Source: RefSeq, a predicted model, not a curated record
CUGGCAGAAACAUCAUUAUCACUAGGGUCUAAGAGCAUGCAACACCCUCCUUCCUUAUCGUGAGCUAGUUGGUUGUUCUGGUUGGUUUUUUUCCUCCUCAGAGGUGGCCUGGAUAAAAAGAGCCAUCUCAACCAAACGGUCUUCCUGUUAAUUUCUCAUUGAUAAGCUAUAGACAAUUUACACCUUUGCUGCUCUGAUCUGUUCAGAGCAACAACUGUAGUAAAUCAGAAUUCUCUACCAGAGAAUAACCCAGCUGGUGCUAUGUCAAACUUCGUAGCUCCAGAAAUUAAAAAAUUUGUCAUUUGGGACUACGUUGUUUUUGCAGGACUAUUUUUGGUAUGUGCUAGCAUUGGAGUCUUUUUUGCAAUUAAGGAGAGAAAAAAGAAAACUUCGCAGGAGUUUUUGGUGGGUGGUAAGCAGAUGUCAUGUGGACCAAUAGCCUUCUCCCUCACGUCCAGCUUCAUGUCAGCAGUGACAGUUCUGGGGACACCCUCCGAAGUUUAUCGCUACGGAGCAUCCUUUGUUCUGUUCUUCCUUUCAUACACAUUUGUCAUCAUUUUAACUUCUGAGAUUUUUCUACCUGUAUUUUACAGAUCUGACAUUACAAGCACUUACGAGUAUUUGGAGUUAAGAUUUAACAAGAAUGUCCGUCUUGUUGCAACACUGAUCUACAUCCUGCAGACGAUUCUUUACACAGGAAUAGUGGUUUAUGCUCCAUCACUGGCUCUCAACCAAGUCACUGGGUUUGAUCUCUGGGGCUCUGUAGUUGCAACAGGAAUUGUCUGCACUUUCUAUUGCACUAUGGGAGGAUUAAAAGCUGUUGUCUGGGCAGAUGCAUUUCAAAUGGUGAUCAUGGUGCUUGGCUUCAUGACUGUUUUGAUUCGAGGAACUAUUCUGAAUGGUGGGUCAACCAGGAUCUGGGAAGAUGCCUAUGAAGGAUCACGACUGAACAUAUUUGACUUUGAUGUGGAUCCUUUAAGACGACACACCUUUUGGACAAUUGUUAUUGGGGGAACAUUUACGUGGCUAGGACUCUAUGGAGUUAAUCAGUCCACAAUACAGAGAUGCAUUUCUUGCAAAACAGAGAAGCAUGCAAAGAUGGCACUUUACCUGAAUUUACUGGGACUUUGGAUAAUCCUGGUGUGUGCAGUAUUCUCUGGUUUGGUGAUGUACGCUCAUUACAAGAAUUGUGAUCCUUGGACUGCUGACUUCAUUUCAGCUCCUGAUCAGCUCAUGCCAUAUUUUGUUAUGGACAUUUUUUCUUCAAUGCCAGGAAUCCCAGGACUAUUUGUUGCCUGUGCGUUCAGCGGAACAUUAAGCACGGUGGCAGCUAGCAUCAAUGCUUUAGCAACUGUUACCUUUGAAGACUUGGUCAGGAAAUGUUUCCCAGGCCUGUCUGAGAAAACGAGCACGUGGAUCAGCAAAGGCUUGUGUAUAUUAUACGGUGUUUUGUGCACAUCCAUGGCUGGAGCAGCAUCACUGAUGGGAGGAGUUGUGCAGGCUGCCCUCUCCAUUCAUGGAAUAUUUGGAGGGCCCAUGCUGGGAUUAUUUACUCUGGGAAUAAUCUUUCCUUGUGUUAACUGGAAGGGUGGAAUCAGCGGCUUCCUCACUGGAAUCACCUUGGCUGCCUGGGUUGGCAUUGGCUCCUUCAUCUAUCCUGCACAGCCCGUAAAGACCAUUCCCUUGGAGCUGUCGACUCUCAACUGCACACUGGCAAACAGCACUGCCCUGCCGACCACAGCAGCUCCCAUCACGGCUGCCAACAGGCCUCUGCUGGCAGACACCUGGUACUCCCUGUCCUACCUCUACUUCAGUACCAUCGGCUGCCUGGGCUGCAUCAUCUCAGGGCUGCUCAUCAGCUUUGUAACAGGGCCUACCAAAGGAGAGGACAUCCGCCCAGUGCUAAUUAAGCCAGUCUGCAACUUCUUUUGCUUCUGGUCGGACAGGCUCAAGACACUGAUGUGGUGUGGUGUGCGGCACAACAGCCAGGACGAAGAUUUUGAAAAAAAUCUGCCUGAAGUUAUCGCAGAUACAGCUGGAACAGAAGACACCCUCAAGAACAAAGUCAGCAAAGAAAACACAAGCCAGUUGCCUGGUUACAAUCCUGAGGAAAAAUCCUAUACAAAUAUGAGCAAAGAAUCUCGUCUCUAGAAGCUGAGGAAUGGGAUAUUUAAUCAAACUUUACUCCAUCUUCAGAAAUGAAGAGCUCUUUGUAUCACAUUUACCACCUUCUAGAUGACCAAGAAAGAACUGCUCUCUAUAGCAAUAAAGGCAGGAUUUUUAUUUAUGAAUUUCAUGACAGAACUGGGAAAUUGUAACACAAUGUUCUUUGUGGAAGCUCUGCUAUUUCAGAAGAAAUGUUUCAUGAAUCUUGUCAUGGAAACUACUAGGAAGUAGCUGCAAUACGUCUAUACAUCAUUCUCUGUUCAGUAACUAGUCAUUGAAUGGUAAAGUGCAAAGGUGAACUUGAGAUAAAGCAACACUUCAGAUAAGCUUCCGGGGUCUCUCACUAAGGUGAGACUGUGAACUGCCCUCUGAUGGAGGUCAUGCUCUCUCCACUGCAGAGGGAGGCCAAGGGAGAGGAGGAGGUCUGUGCCCAUUCUUAGGCAUCACAGAAAGCCUCUGCACAGAAACACUGUAUAGACCAGACUGGUCUUCUAUUGACUGAGUUUAUUGUGCUUGCUUCCUCUGUGGAAAUAAGAAGUCUUUGUAAUGUCUUAUUCCAAGCAAUAGGAGAGGGUAACAAAUUUUACAAAAAUUCAGGAUAGUUCUUUAUCCAUAAUUAGUCUUUGAAAGACAUCCUUUUAGCUUGAAAAGAUUAUCUUCAGCCUUUUUGUUUGGUUGAAUGUUUGUAUAUCUUUUUAUUUGUUUUUGUUUUUAAGCUGCAAAAUCCAUUUACUAGCUGUAAGCAAUAAAUAAAUUGCCAUUUUAUAAUGCCUCCUAAUUGAAAAUCCAUGAGAAUUUUGAAUAAAGCACAUCAUGAGGUGAAAUAAUUUCCGUGCUAGAAUGUUUUGGAAGAAUUUACCCAAAUGUGCUAAGGGCUCUGUAACAGUGAAAUGCAUUUCCCUCUAUAUCCUGCCUGUUAGUCAGACUCAACAGAUCACCU